GGGAGCUGCUGUUCGUCCCUGGGAUCGCCAGGCAGGCAGCAGCUGCUGCUCCUCACAGCCUGGCCGAGUUCAUCAAAAAUGGCACAAAACGUGUGGAUAUUGUGCUGGGAAGGCCUGCCCUGAGAGGUUGCUGUGAAUAAGGCCCUCUCAGUGUGUGUGUGCGCGGCAGCGAAUUGCAUACAGUGGCCUCUUGUUAUUCUGUCGGCCUGAUUGUGCUGAUGGGAAGGAACAUAAUGGGUUGUUAUUUAUCUUUUUCUUAAGGCCUCAGCUGUUCUCAAAGCAACGUCUUCAGUAGUGCCUCGUGUCCCAGCUGAGGGUGCAGAUUGCUGUUGGAUUUGCCAAGGAGUUAUGCGGGGUUUUUCACUGCCUGUAACUCGCAGGGGUUGUCUUCAAAUGUGCUUGCUCAGAGCUGAAUACAAAGGUCAGGGUGGAGAGAACUAAGAUCACAGAACGGCCUGGGUUGAAAAGGACCACAAUGAUCAUCAGUUCCAACCCCCUGCUAUGUGCAGGGGUGUCAACCAGCAGCCCAGGCUGCCCAGAGCCACAUUCAGCCUGGCCUUGAAUGCCUGCAGGGAUGGGGCAUCCACAGCCUCCUUGGGCAGCCUGUUCCAGUGCAUCAAGAUGUGUCUCAGCAGUUUACUAGAGCAGGAUGCUUCUGCUGUUUGGGAAGGAGGAUGCUGUUUGACGGUGUUUCUGUACGGAUAACUGUGUGAAGCAGAUCCAGCAAGUUGAGGAAUUCAGCAUGGGAGAGCUUUGCAGGCAAAAGCGUUGGCACGUAGGAGCAAGAGGAAGCUAGAUAACCUUUCACACACCGCUUGCAUUGUGGAGGCAACAUAAAAGCUGUGGAAAAAAAAAAGGCGUUUAACAUCAUGCAGAUGUGCUGGCUCUUUAUUACAUAAAUGAAAGAGUAAAGCAGUGCACUGUUUUUUAUAGAGCUGAGCACAUGCCAUGUGCUCUGCUGACCAGAGGAAAAGGUCCCUGCCUUGGGGAGGUUACAGUCCAUAACGAUGUAUUGACUAAACCUGCUUUUGGGCAGCUUUGCCAGCCCAUGAGGCUGCUCAGGUAGUGAGAUCUGGGACAAAUGUUUGCACGAAAUGGAAGGAAUGGUGGCAGAACAGGGCCGGGAGCUAAUUAACCCAGCAAUGCAGUGCAGUAUGUCCUCCUUGUGUGCUUUGAGUUCAGAUUUCUUUUAUUCUUUUAGUGUUUCUAAAGCUGUAGUUAGAUAUUUGACACUGAUGUUACUAUGACAUCUGAUGUGAAGUGCCUGAGUUGGCUGUAUAGGUGGCUGCUGACUAAACAAGGUGGGACUGUUUUUCAGCAAGAUAGUUCUCCUGAUCUGAUUCACUGUGUGGCCACAUAAAUGUGCAAGAGCAGAACAGGAAUUUCUUGGGAUGAGUGAAGCAGUUGCAGAAGCUAGUCAUCCUGCUGGUGUUGAUCUCUUUUGUUUUUCUCUGAAACAACAUCCUGGCAUUGCAGAAAAACAUCAGAAGUGCUGUUGUUUGAUUCUGGCUUGUAGAAACCCACAGUUCGGGGUGGGAAUGCUCAGGCUGUUCUGUACGGACAAAUCUGCUGCUGUUGGUAUUGCAGAGGUCUGCCUUUGUGGCAGACAAGGGGAGCAGCAGAGGAACAGAUUUCUUUUUUUAGUGUCCUAACGUUGACCACUCAUAGGGAUUUUUUAUCAGAGGCCAUGGAGCUUUCAGCCAACGAGCUCAGCAUCUAUGACAAGCUAUCAGAGACAAUUGAUCUGGUGAGACAGACUGGCCACCAGUGUGGGAUGUCAGAAAAAGCCAUCGAGAAAUUCAUCAAGCAGCUCUUGGAAAGAAAUGAACCCCAAAGGGGCCCUCCCCGCUACCCUGUCUUAGCGGCCAUCUACAAGGGCCUGCUCACGCUGGGACUGGUCUUGCUAACUGUGUACUUUGUGAUCCAACCAUACAGCCCACUGCCACCUGAAGCUCCACUCUCCAGAGCCCAUGCCUGGGGCUCCCUCAUCGGUCACAUCCGGCUGCUCUCUCUCCCCAUUGCCAAGAAGUACAUGCUUGAGAAAUGCCAGGACUGGUGGGCAGCAGGUUGCAGACAAAACACUUCUACGCUUCCUGCAAACUGCACAGCAUGUUCUGCUGUGAAAAGCUUUCAGAUUGUGACAGACUUCGGGCAACUAUCAGAAAAACUCCAGAGGUCUCAGCCUUUUCUAAUCAAGACAGGACAAUCUCUCUCCUAUGAAGAACUAAAGCACUUUCAGUCCCAGGAUCCUGAACUGGCAGAUAUUAUAAUAGAAGAAAAUUCAUCUGAAUUGUGGAGCUGCCUCCCGAGACAGAGCUUCCCAUUUUUCCUUCCUUGGAACAGGUCUGUGAACAGAACUCAAAUUCUGCAGGAAUUUUUCCCUACUUCCUCUUUGCUGUCUUUCCCCAAGACAGUCUCCCUAGAGAACUGCUUUCUCAUCCGCCACCCAGAUUUGGGGAAUAAGAGCUACAGUUUGCACAGCCUCUUUGUUGUUGGAAGUGGACAUCUCACCCUGACUGUUGCACCUCUGGACAAGUGCAGAGGACACUGUGAGAUGUUCAAGGUGGAUCUGGAAGCUGGAGAUUUGGGUUAUGCCAGCAUGGAUUACUGGAUGAUGAGCUUCGUGGCCAAAGGGACAGAGCCGGCAGUUGUUUGUUAUGGAGCUGCUAGCUAAGGACUGUGGCAUAGGAAAACAGCUCUUUCCAGGGCAAGAAGACUUUCAGCUUUGAAGCCAAGGCAGCAUCUUGAAAGUGAUAGAGUGGGGCAACUGUGACAGGCAGCUUUGCCACCCUGCAUGUUUACAGUGUUUAAAAAUGAUUGUUGUCCUGACCCUUGAGGUAAUUCUUUGCCUUUUCUCAGAUGUAUUUUGGAGAAGCUCAAGCUAUUUAUGACCUUUCCUGUCCCCCCAGGUAAGCUCUGGGUUGACAGCAAGGAUUUUUUUCAUGAGCAACAGAAGGGUUUCUCAGGAUGAGGUUAAUCUUGUGUCCUUUAUGGAUUUGUGGCACUUCUGAAACUUCGAGGUGGGGGACACUGGGAGUGGAGGGUGUGUGUGACAUUUCGGUAUACAUUCCUCCUGGGGAGGAGGCUUGAAGCCUGACAUGCCAGGCCAUCUCUAUAAAGGGAAUGAAUUGACAUAUCCCACCUCCACCCCAUCUCUCACACGUGUAGCUGUGUGCCUCAGCAGUGUGCCCUGCAUCGUCAGCCUCAGCUCUGUGCUUCUGGGCUCACACAAGCACUACAGCCUCAGUGCAGAGACCCUCACUCACUGCACCAUUCUUGUACCAAAUGAAUCUGUUCAGACCUGUUUGUGAUCACUCUCCUGCAGUUCUCUACCAGCAGGCUGUAGGUGAGUCAAACUGUGACUGUGCUUUCUUCCCCGCUUCCUUUCCUACAACAAAAAUACCAAUGCAGGUUUCUGUGAGGUGCUGAGAGUGCAACAGUAGUUCUGUUUAGAGACAGGGCUGGAUGCAUAGAAGCUCUCUGCAAGAUCAUCUUCUGAUUGUGCACCUGAGACAUUGGGGUUGUGUGAUUGCUUUCAUAUAUCCCUUGCUUUGAGGUACUGCCUGUGUUCCCAGCCCAGGCUACCUGCAGGAGCACCAGAAAUUUUCCAUGUCCAUACCUUUUUUUUUUUCUUUUGGCAUCAAUUUCUUCCAGACCUGAAACUCUGUCUUCAGAAUGAAUGUUGGUUUUUCCUGAGUCUGUUCCAAGCUGCCUUCGCAUGCUUCCUGUUGCUUGAGCAACUGCUUUAUCCAGUGCCCUGAGAGAGGCUUGGUUUCAGUGUUUGCAGGCUGCGGAUGCUGCUGUCCCUUCCAAGUUUGAUCCUUUGGGUCUGUUCCUGCUGCUGAAGAUCAUUUACAGAUGUGUCAGGCUGAACUCAUAGUCCAGGGCUGGGGUUCAGGACAUACUCUCACACUUGUUAAUAUGGAAUUGGGAGGGGUUUUGUUUGAAAGCAAGUUAACUCCGUUCUCAGGAGCAAGAACCUUCUCCUCUGUAAAUAUUUUAGAUAUACUUAAAAUGAUAGAUUGGAAAAAUGUCUACCCAGCCUUUGUUUUUGAACAAGAGCAGGCACAUGGGAGCAAAUGUCUUACUAAUCUUAUUAAGGGCUGACGACAGCUGCCAAGUGGGAUGACCACGUCUGGCUGCUGCACAAGGAUAAGGCAGAGGACGGUUCCUGCUCCAAAGAAUUCAGCCUGAGAGAAUUUAGGCUGCAUCACAAACAUUUCUGUGCAUAACCCUUGUUUUUCCUCCUGUAAGCUAAUGAGAACAACCCCAGCACUUGUGUUAGUCUGUGUGUUUGGCCCUUCACACUGGACCAAUGUGCUCCAGGUCCAGUAGAACCGAAGGAGGCUGACUCUGAACAGAGAAAGACUGAUUUAAUUUGUAGUAAAAUAUUAAAGGGAAUUGGAUUAAUCAGACUUCUGUUAAUAUUGUUAAUGCUUGGGGUGUGUUUUACCCUUGUGACACGACAUGCGAUCUUGUACAUGCCAGCACACACACACACACACACACACACCACCCCUCUCCCUCUUCUUAAAGCCUGGAUCUUAGUUAAUGGAAAUUCAGGAGUUCAGUCAUGCUGGAAUUAGGGUCCAUGUAGUGACUGUUGCUAUUUACACUUUGGCAGCUUCUCAAGUCAAAUUCAAAGGCUAACAAGGUUACCUCACCUCUCUCUGUUUUUGUACCUGGUCCAUUUCUGUAACACAUUGGUUAGAGGUGCACGUGGAAAGGACCUGCUGGGCCCAUCACUGCUGAGAUUGCUGUUACUUCUAAGCACCCUUGAAUGAAACUUGUAGAAGAGCUGUGGAGACAAUGAGCUCUGUGAGAUGCCUGCAUUUGGAGUGUCACACUUAAGCCAUUGUGGCUGUCUGGAUCCUUUGGGAAAUAGCAGAGAAAAUGGAUCUAUUUAUGUUGCUGUUUACAUUGGGAGAAGGGGGGACUCUAGGGUAAGUUUGUGCCUACUUAGCAAAAGUGCUCUCACGUGUUGCUUCCCCACUGCUCAGUGUUACAGCUGGUUGGCCAGGAGAUGGUGAAUCUGGACUUGUUGGCAGAUUAGCUUUCCAAGUGCAUUUUAUGGUCUCUGCAUAAGUUUCCAGAUCCGCGUCUAGGUGAUACAUUGCAUAUGUCCCAACCUUACUCCCUUUGGAGUUUACAUCAUUUGUUUUUAAACUUCCAGUAUAUUUUCUCUUCCUUUUCCAAGAGCUGUAAGGAAUUAGCUGCUAAGCAGAAACAGGAGGGCAAUUCUCCUGCUGAUAAAGAGCUGAUUUUGGCCACAGCUGCUGCUGAGUGCAGAGCCUCAAUCUGUAGUGCAGCUUCUCGAGUAGCUGCUGUUGUCAGCUGCCAGAGGAGCAGUGCUAACACCUUCCACAUUGCAGCACAGGCGGGGAGCCCGGUACCGACAGCUCGGAGGUGAGGCCACGGUGGCAAAACUCACAUGGCCAAAAAGAGGUCUGGGCACCUUGGCCUUGUGGCUGCAGCUGAGCCCUGGCCAUCUUCCACGUCUGGGGCUCUGGCUUCACAGAACCUCACCCAUAGAGCAGGCAGCUCCUAGCAAGCUGCUGAGCCUAGUGCAAAAUUGAGGGGAAUGUGGCUGUUUUCUCAACUAUCAAGAGAUUGCAACAACAAACGUGAUUGGAUGAGUCACAGUGUGUCUGUCAUGGUCUCUCUUGCCUCUAGCUUUGUUUUGGCACUUGUGCACCCUGCUUUGGGUAACACCCCACUUCCCAUCCUGGCCAGCCCAGCGGGGCGCUCAGUAAAUGUGUGCAUCCUUAUUCUUAACAUUUCCAUGCUCUGAGCUCUUUGCCUAUGAGCUGGGAGAGAGAGACUUCUAUUCACCUGACUUCCCACAGGUUGCAAAGCUUCUCUGAGGUCACACCAGUGGGACACUGAGAACCUAAUGGGCAGAGGUGUGGACGAGUCAUUUCUCUGCUCCUUGAGCUGGAGAGAUGGGAUGCUGCCUGUGAGCUGGACCUCAGGAUGGUUGUGCUUUAAGGCUGGUUUCCAAAAGCAAGGUCAUUGACCAUUGCUUUCAGUCCUGAACUCAGGGUGAUUGAAAGGAGGAGCGAGGAGUGUUGUUUCCUUCGGUACCAGGAAAUCAGCAUCACCUGUAGGGGCCAAGCUGACAGCUUCUAUUGAUUGCUUUCUGUCUGUCUCCGCUGAUCCCAGCAUCCAGCUGCCUUUGUAGUGCCCUGGAGAACUUUCUAGGCUCAGGUUUCCUGGGCCUUUGGCUUCUCCUGCUGUAAGGAUCUGGCAGGGAAGCUGGUUUUACUGCAAGGAGCAGGGCUGGCUCAAAGCACCUCCCUUCUCUCCCUGGUUUUGUAGCAGCAAGCCCAGCUCACGGCGUGGGAACUCCUCGAGUGAGAAGAGGUGUCCUCUUUGCAAAUUCUGUUUGUAGAGCCGUGUGUUUUCCUCUUCAGGAAACUAAUUGUCAUAAAGCAUAGGUUUCAUGUCCUGCUGAGUUAAAUAAGGGAGAUGCUGGUCUUCCCCUUUGCUUUGGAGAUUCAAACCAAUGGCAGUUGCUUUAUUUUUUGUGCUGUUGCUUUGUCUGCAGGGAGAGGGAGGCAAUUUAAAGGCUCAGGGGUGCGGGGAAGUAAAGCUAUAUAUACAUAAAGACUGUUGUAAUGCUGAACACUAUAAAUUCAGUGGUGGAUUAAAAAAAGAAUGUAAAUAUGCAAUUAAUGCAGAAUUUUAUGGAUGGUCAUAAUUUAAUAUAUUGAGAACUUUGUAAAUACUUGGGAAAAAAAGUCUGUAAAGUGUGUAAAUAAAUGAGAUUUGUAUGUAGAGAAGAAUAAAAAGAAAAGUUUUUACUUUUUGCAAUGAAA
Molecule: messenger RNA, 6818 nt
Organism: Gallus gallus (chicken)
Lineage: Eukaryota; Metazoa; Chordata; Aves; Galliformes; Phasianidae
Gene: C6orf89
Product: C6orf89 homolog
Exons: 8
Coding region: 1688-2674 (328 amino acids)
Cellular component (GO): Golgi membrane; nucleolus
Source: RefSeq, a predicted model, not a curated record